This is a messenger RNA of Ostertagia ostertagi, 204 nucleotides long. The record is from the annotation of a GenBank genome assembly. Lineage: Eukaryota; Metazoa; Nematoda; Chromadorea; Rhabditida; Trichostrongylidae.
AUGGCCGAAUUACGUGUUUUCAAAACAGACAAGGAAUUGGAAGUCAUGAGGUACGCUAGUAAAAUCGCUUCCGAAGCUCAUCGUGCUACCAUGAAAGCGAUCCGUGCUGGCCAAUACGAGUAUCAAAUGGAAAGUGUCUUCCGCCAUACGUCUUACUAUCAUGGAGGAUGUCGCCAUCUGGCUUAUACAUGCAUUAGCAGCAAC